AUGUCGUCGCAACCCAGGAAAGACAAUCCUCGCUCUAGGCGCGCUGCUCGUGCCUGUACUCGCUGUCACUCCCGCAAGGUCCGCUGCGACGGCUCCAUCACUGGCUUUCCCUGUACAAAUUGCCGUCUCGAUGCUCGACCAUGUACGUUGCACUCGGGAAAGCGGGAUAAGGAGAAGCAGCUGUUCAGGGCUAUUGCGAAGGAACGCGAACAUGCCUACCCAACACCUGCCCCAGACCAAGAUAACUUGACUUUUGUUAAAGCACAGACGGCGCUUAAAGUGCCCAUUCAAGAGGUUCUAGACGUCUUCGUGAACCAUUACUUUCUAUAUGUGCACCCUUUCCUUCCCGUCGUAGACGAGGCCGUAUUCUGGAGGAAGUACCGGAGUCUGGAUGCAAGUGCUGGCAAAAUUUCGACUUUGCUAUUCCAGACAAUGCUCUUCGCGGCCAGCCCGUUCGUUCCCAUCGAAGCCGCUAAAGAGUGCGGGUAUGACUCUCUGAUAUCUGCACGGGACGACCUCUACCGACGGGCAAAGCGCCUCUAUGAAAGCGGCGUUGAAAAAGACCGUCUGGUCAUUUCUCAAGCAUGUCUCCUCCUGACCUGGUACUCUACCGAUGCCGAACGUUCUACCAACUCCAAAUGGCUACGCAUAGCAAUCCGCUACGCGAAGAGGGAACAAGCACAUCUAUACCACCAGAUGCCACAACUGGGCUCAGGACGCAAGGUAUCUGACCUUAAGCGCCUUUGGUGGUGCUGCAUGAUUCGAGACCGAAUCAUCUCGCUCGGCAUGCGUCGUCCGAUUCAAAUCACUCCGGACGAGUUCGACCUUCAACUGCAAGAGGGGUUGUCAUUUCAAGAUCUAGAAGAGGAGUGCCUGAGCUCCGAGGUGUAUAACCCUGACGCAAAGAUCGCACUCUGCCGCGUUCUCGCCAGCCUAUGUCAUCUUGUCGUUGCGGUCACGGACCUGAUCAUGCUCGUUUAUCCAACAACCCAGAACAUGCCGCUUAGCCUAGCGGAUCGGCGAGCGCAACUGAACAGACUCGAAGAAACCAAGUUUGGCUUGUUAGAGUGGGAGAUCAGCUGGGUGGCGAAUCCAGAUGGGAAGGAGUACUAUAUCCAUCCUUCGCUAACACUUUAUACCAACCUUUGCGCCAUAUACUUCCAAUCCGCUCGCAUCGCCCUCUGCAACCGUAUAUGCCUCCUUAUCGGCCACAACGCCUACCUAACAGACGAAACGGACAUGUCCCGCAUUGAAUCCUGCCGCGUCGACCUCGCAACAGCCAUACGAUCAACAGCUCACAAUGUAAAGCAGCUCAUUCUGAACGGAGUUGCUGAUAAACUGCCCAUAAGCGCCGUGGCAUACACCCUCUUCCCCCAAAUCCUGCUCAGUAUCCAAACACAGCUCACCCCAUCGCCCGAAGACAAAGAGCUCCACGAACUCAUGCUCGUGUUCUUCACCGAGGCCUUCCGCUUCUUCCGCAGCCAAUAUUACACGAGACUGAUUCUAGCCGUGUCCUGGAAAGCGCUGGAGUUAUGUCGGCCUGCAAUUAAGACACCACUUUUGCAGUCAUCAUCUUCAUCAAUUGCCAGUGCCGGUGAUAUUGCCACCACUAGCGAUAAAAAUGGCGGAGAAAGCAACGGCCUCAUCCUGAACGCAUCCCUUAUCGAAAGCCCAAGCAACGCUUUAAGCUACUAUCCCGAUCUCUUCCAGCUCAAACUCACGGAAUACAUCCGCUUGUUGCGGUACGUGGAUGAAUUCAUGUCGUUGCGAAGCUCCCCGGGGGAGAAUGCGAUUUAUCCUACCCCGGCCAUCCAGUCUCAGUCGCAACAAAGACAUGCGCGAACAUACUCGCAAACUUCGAUCUGUUCUAUGUCGUCGCUACCGCCACCACAAGCUGUGCCGGUCACGUAUACCGAUAUCGCUGCCGCCAACACACCCCGAGACACGAACAUGGUUUACACUGGCGACAAUGCAACCGAGGACCCGACGAGCCCUAAAUGGACAGAAGACUACUUCUGGGUUUACUUUGGAGAGACAGAGUUGGAGGGGGAUUCUCCACAGACUACUACCACCGCUGAUGCUGAUACUGGCACGCCUAGUAGUAGCAGUAAUUUCGGAUGUGGGAGUAGUAGGCUUGGACUCGGAGUUGAUCAUAGAACUGGAAGCAAACUUGCAGGGAGUCCUCAGUCUCAAACUUCAGGAACAGCCAGAGUAUCUGAUUCUCCCGAGGCAACCUCGAAGGGGAAAGAGAACCACGAAGAAAUUGGGCGUACGUGUCGUGAAGCUGCAGCCAUGUCUGGACCAGCAGAUUUAGCCUCGACCGCCGUGCAGAACAUGCUUGCUUGUCUGCCCUUGCUAGGUGAAUAG
Messenger RNA from Aspergillus mulundensis, 2367 nucleotides. RefSeq names its product putative Zn(II)2Cys6 transcription factor. The record is from RefSeq and is a predicted model, not a curated record. Gene Ontology annotation, biological process: DNA-templated transcription; regulation of DNA-templated transcription. Bases 1 to 2367 code for a protein of 788 amino acids. Gene Ontology annotation, molecular function: DNA binding; DNA-binding transcription factor activity, RNA polymerase II-specific; zinc ion binding. NCBI's taxonomy places the organism in Eukaryota, Fungi, Ascomycota, Eurotiomycetes, Eurotiales, Aspergillaceae. The transcript has 5 exons.